AUGGACAACAUCCCUCAAUCCUGUCCUAACACUCCUGAGUCCAGUCCGCUUAUGGAGGGUGACUCCAAUUAUGGCACUUCUAUAAGUACAGUCGACGUGCCAGGCCAUCGGGAUGCCCAGGACGGGUUUCCGAAGCAGAAGUUUACUCCGAACAAUGAUAGGCCUGUCACGCCUUUGCCUAAGAGACUGAUGUCAAACUGUGGUGCUCCAGGGCCCUUCAAUCCUCCCGGGGCACCUCUACGCGGUGUUGCAAACGUUCCGCCACAUUUCUCUCGCCCAAUGCUUCUGCCAAGCCCUCUCCUUGAUGACAAGCCACGGCAGGCAAUAGGGUUGUUCGAACCACAAAUCUCCCGACGAAAUGCUGUCGCGCGUAUGAUGCCGCUUCCUUACAGUCAACAUUGCUUGGGGGACAGCAAUAAGAUUUAUGAUGAACUCGCCCAUUGGUACUACCAAUUUCGCCUCCAGAUGUGGUCCCCAGUGGCAUGCAUGAUGGGUAUAAGCUGGGAGGAGGCGGAAGAGCUUGGAUGGCGAAUGGGCAAAGCUGAGAUUGACCAACGGGUGUUCAUAUCUCCCCAUGUUUCGCGUAUGGACUGGCGAAACAAUGUGAUUACAAAGAUGUAG
Aspergillus tanneri is the source of this 621-nucleotide messenger RNA. RefSeq lists its product as uncharacterized. The record is from RefSeq and is a predicted model, not a curated record. Bases 1 to 621 code for a protein of 206 amino acids. Lineage: Eukaryota; Fungi; Ascomycota; Eurotiomycetes; Eurotiales; Aspergillaceae. The transcript has 2 exons.